AUGGAUAGAUUUGCCAAACAGAUCGGCCUGAAUAUGAACACCUCCAAAACCCAAGUGAUGUGCAUAAAUUCAACACCACACGCACCAAUCACUGUGGACAGUAAACCUCUCGAUUAUGUUGAGGAGUUUACAUAUCUGGGAAGUCUCCUCAGUAAGGACAAUGCAUGCAGCGGGGACAUCAGCAUAAGACUGGGGAAAGCUCGCAGCACCUUUGCCAGCCUUCAGACCAUCUGGAAAUCUAAGCAGUAUAGCCUUAAGACCAAGCUUCAGCUGUACAACAACAAUGUUAAAUCAGUCCUGCCUUAUGGCUCAGAGUGCUGGAGAGUGGUUGAGAGUGACAUGAAAAAGAUCAAUGCCUUCCACAACGGAUGUCUCCGGAAGAUAUGA
Molecule: messenger RNA, 387 nt
Organism: Xyrichtys novacula (pearly razorfish)
Lineage: Eukaryota; Metazoa; Chordata; Actinopteri; Labriformes; Labridae
Source: the annotation of a GenBank genome assembly